CUGCUCCCUCCACUCGAGGAUCAGCUUCCCCUGCUUUGGCAGAAGCCUGCCUACAGCGUGCUUCUUGCGUCUCUCCAAAAGCUUCGUGUCAAGCCUCGAGUCUGGAGCCCGCUCGUUUCACGCGCGGGAAGUCCCGCAGAGGAGCAGGCCGCUGUAGCUUAUGACCGUCAAGAGAUCAUCCAGUUUUUGUCCGGUAUCAUCAAGAGCAGCCUGGAAUGGCUCGGCAGUGACGAGCAAGAAGUCAUAUGGGACGAGGCGAGCAAGCGCAUGUCGGAGCGGUGUGGCCGGACAGGUAUGUCUGCGCUGCAGGGCAAAGCCGCGGUUGUGUGGGCACCUCGAAAGAGCGAAGGGACUGACGCUGGCAGCAGCGAUGGGAGAGAUGACUCGGAUCUGGGACUUUGAGAGUCAGGACUAUGGCGCUUUCAGCCUGGAAAUACGAGAGCCGCCUUUGACUGGAGACUCCCUCGGCCACAAGACGUGGGGCUCGUCGUAUGCUCUCGCGCAACUCCUCCAUGACUUCGCCGCUGGACCCCUUGCGCACCUGUUCCUGCCCGGUGUGAUGUCGACGCCCGAAGAAGUUCUCGAAUUGGGAUCUGGCACGGGGCUUCUCGGACUGGCAGCCGCCUGUAUCUGGAGAACAAGCGUUGUCCUCACUGAUCUGCCCGGCAUCGUCCCCAACUUAACGCACAAUGCGAACAUCAAUCAGGAAGUCGUAGAAAGGCGAGGCGGCAGAGUGGAGGUCGCCCAAUUGACUUGGGGUGGCAAUGAGGACGAGACUGACCCCAGGUUCCAAACACUUCACCGCUAUCAGCUCAUUAUUGUGGCUGACCCACUGUACGAUGACGACCAUCCUGCGCUUCUGACGAGCGCUAUCGAUGAGCAGCUUGCUCUCAGUGAACAUGCACGUCUUCUUGUCAUGGUGCCGCAGAGAGAUAGUACCACCGAGCGUCUGCUCGGGACCUUGAAAGAUGAACUGGCAAGGCGACGUAGCCCACUAAUCUGCUUGGAGGAGAACGUCGUGGAAGGUCAGGACGACUGGGGCGACGAGCAUGGUGAUGGCGAGUCUGAAGCCGUCGGGUUCUGGUGGGGUAUAUUCCGGCGUUCACAACCGUCACACGCUUGAGCCAUUCUUCAGAUGACAUCCGCGUCGGAUCAGGAUAAUGAUCAUAAUGAUCAGCUCCGCACAUUGCAUAGACUUGCACAUAGAGGGACUUAGACUAGGACUAGACCCAGGCCAGAGGCAUUGAAUACUGGGUAGAGAGCGAAGCAUACGGGGGAACACGGAUGUUUGUUUUGGUUUUCC
Molecule: messenger RNA, 1303 nt
Organism: Thermothielavioides terrestris NRRL 8126
Lineage: Eukaryota; Fungi; Ascomycota; Sordariomycetes; Sordariales; Chaetomiaceae
Exons: 2
Coding region: 380-1123 (247 amino acids)
Source: RefSeq, a predicted model, not a curated record